This is a messenger RNA of Argentina anserina (silverweed cinquefoil), 2752 nucleotides long. Its product is annotated as serine/threonine-protein kinase 1. Gene Ontology annotation, biological process: intracellular signal transduction; protein phosphorylation; regulation of MAPK cascade. Lineage: Eukaryota; Viridiplantae; Streptophyta; Magnoliopsida; Rosales; Rosaceae. The transcript is spliced from 18 exons. Gene Ontology annotation, molecular function: protein kinase activity; ATP binding. The coding region runs from base 91 to 2505 and encodes 804 amino acids. The record is from RefSeq and is a predicted model, not a curated record.
CGCCAACUCAGCACACUCCUAGCUAAUGGCCUCCUUCUUCUUCUUUUAACACAUUAAAUUACACACUCGCUCCUUUUCCACACUCAGGAAAUGGAUCCGACCGGCACCACUCGCCGGACCCGGAAAUUCCCGCCGAAGCCCGACCUCUACUCCACUGUAGUUGUCCACGGCGACGACGAUUCCACCUCCGAAUCCGACCAUCGCCGCGCCAGCUCCAAGAGUCCGGCGGACCAGGAACCCGACCCGUACGCCACAUUCGUCUACAAGAACAAUGCUCGCGAUGAAGACGACGACUCCUCCCUCCCUCCGCUCCUCAAGCGCCUCCCCAAGGACUUCGGCGGCGGCGCCUCCCUCAAUUACUUCGACGACGACGACGACGACGACGCUGGCGAUUUCGGCACCAUGAUCGUCCGCAACCGCACCACGCGGCGGUCACGUGACUGGGGGAGCCGUGCCGCGGAGGAGGAUGAGGACGACGGCGACGGAGGGGGAGGAGAGUUCUCGACGUUUGUGAUGAGGCCGAGUGAGAGAGAGUCGUCGCUGACCGGGACGGUGAGGAGGAACAGCGCCGGAGGGAACUCCACGAUGAGUAGAGCCGUCGCGAGUAUGCAGGCCUCCGGCGACGGGAUGGGGAAGCAGCGGAAGAGCAGCGCCGCCUCGUCGCAGAACGAGGAGGCUCGCCAGAAUAUGAAAAUGUCGACCAGUUCUAUACCGGAAAGCGUCACCAGAGAAGAUCCGACUACUAAGUAUGAGCUGCUCAAUGAGCUUGGGAAGGGGUCUUAUGGUGCGGUUUAUAAAGCUAGGGAUCUGAAGACUUCCGAAAUGGUGGCGAUCAAAGUCAUCUCAUUAUCUCAGGGGGAGGAGGGGUAUGAAGAGAUUUGUGGCGAAAUCGAGAUGCUGCAGCAAUGCAGUCACCCCAAUGUGGUUCGGUACUUGGGGAGUUACCAAGGGGAAGAGUAUCUUUGGAUUGUGAUGGAGUAUUGUGGAGGUGGAAGUGUCGCUGACUUGAUGAAUGUUACUGAGGAUGCUUUGGAGGAGUAUCAAAUUGCGUACAUUUGCAGGGAAGCAUUGAAAGGCCUUGCUUAUUUGCACUCGAUUUUCAAGGUCCACAGAGAUAUCAAGGGUGGUAAUAUUCUGUUGACUGAACAAGGAGAUGUCAAAUUGGGUGAUUUUGGGGUCGCAGCACAGCUUACAAGGACCAUGUCAAAGCGCAAUACGUUCAUCGGGACUCCGCAUUGGAUGGCUCCAGAAGUUAUUCAGGAAAGUCGCUAUGAUGGAAAGGUGGAUGUAUGGGCUCUUGGUGUUUCUGCAAUCGAAAUGGCGGAGGGACUUCCUCCAAGAUCUGCAGUGCAUCCAAUGAGGGUUCUAUUCAUGAUAUCCCUUGAGCCAGCUCCAAUGCUUGAGGAUAAAGAAAAAUGGUCUCUCGUGUUCCAUGAUUUUGUGGCAAAGUGCCUGACCAAAGAACCUCGUCUACGCCCUACUGCAGCUGAGAUGUUGAAGCACAAAUUCAUCGAAAAAUGCAAGUGUGGUCCAUCUGCAAUGGUCCCAAGGAUUGAGAAGGCCAGGCAAAUUAGGACCUCCAUGGCCUUGCAAGCUCAAAAUGACGCUCCAGAUGAACUGGAAGAUGGUACACUUGAAGCUCCCAAAGUGAAUGAAGACUAUGGUGAUACUGUUCCUUCAAGGCCUCUAGGGGCAAAUGAAGUGCCUACAGGCAGCACAAUGAUGAAGCAACAUCUGGCUGGUAUUGGGGAGCAUGCAGAGGAAGGUAAUUUUGGCACUGUAGUAAUUCAUGGUAGAGAUGAAACAGAUGAGGCUGGUACUCAGACACAAAGUUUUAAUUCCAAAGAACAUUCACCUUCUGCUGGACUUGGCCCGUCCAGUGCUGGUACAUUGGUUAAAUCAAGCCAAGUCAGGUUGGGAGAUGAGAAUAACACGUCGAUUGGAGUUCCAAAUACAGUUACACAGACUAAACAUGCGUUUUCUUUAUCAAAUUUUAGCUCUCCUGAGCCGAACUUGAGAAAAUGCAGAUCUCAACCACAGGUUGGCAGUCUGACUAUAAGUGGUGGCACAGUGAAGAAUGAAACUGUGAGCCGGAAAGCUUUUGCGGUGCAAGAUAAGCUUUGGUCCAUAUAUGCAGCUGGUAAUACCGUGCCUGUUCCAUUUUUAAGGGCAACAGAUAUAUCCCCCAUUGCUCUCUUAUCAGAUAAUGUGAUUGGAGGCAUGCAUCGAGAUAAUAGUGGAACUGGUGCUAUAGAUGCACUACAGGAGCUUUUUACUGGUGAUACACAGUCUAAAAAGGGACGAAGAGGACAAAAUGAGAUGCCCCUUCCUCAAAGUGUUUACAAAAGACUGCUUUCAAGUCCAACCCUAAUGAAUCUCACACAAGCUUUAGCCUACCACAAGACGUGCUAUGAAGAUCUGCCUCUCCAAGAAAUGCAAGCAACUCAAGAACAACAGACUAUUCAAAAUCUUUGCGAUACAAUAAGAACUAUUCUUCGUUUGUAGCCAUAUAUAUAUAUAUAUAUAUAUAUAUAUAUAUAUAUAUAUUCGGACAAUGUAAUGAUGCAUAAUUUGUUUCUUUCCAUCAAUGGCGGUGGUAUUAGUUGAGGCUAGAUAAUCUAAGGUAGAGAAGCUGGGUAGCAAUACAGAGUAGUCUUUAGUUCUGGCCUAUGUUGUCUUUGUGUAGCCUAUUAAGUAAAUAACUUGGUAGAUCACAGCCAGACUGAUAAUUUUGUCGAUAUGAAAGUUGUCA